Messenger RNA from Echinostoma caproni, 321 nucleotides. The record is from the annotation of a GenBank genome assembly. Lineage: Eukaryota; Metazoa; Platyhelminthes; Trematoda; Plagiorchiida; Echinostomatidae.
AUGCUGCAACGUAGUCGUGUAAAGUUGGACAUCCGAGCCAAGUUGUUUACAAGUCGCGUAAUACCCUACGGUAAUGAUCUACCCGAUGAUGUGUUCCCUAGCCUCGUUCGCCGCAGCAACGAGCAGUCACCUAUCACGACGGAGGUGUCGCACCACAUCGUCACUCGAGGUCCACCGGUCCACGCACUUUCUAGUCGACGAGCACCAGACAAGUUACGCACCGCACACGCAGAGCUUCAGCACAUGCUGAACAUGGGUACCAUGCGCCCUGUUGAUUCUGGAGGACCCAUCUCGAACGAGUUACGCGUGCGUCAGUAUUGA